AGUUCGAAUUCUUUUGUCCGUAAAAAACCGGCCACUAGCCCCGCCCGCGUCCGAUCGAUUUUAUAAAAAGACUUGCCUUCGGACCUUUACGUCUGCGCUCUUGCUUUCUCGCGUGUUCUCUCCCUCUUGCUCGCACAUAGUGGUAAACCACGUGGUGGAAAGAGAUGGUGUUUGUGUGCUUGUUUCGCGCUGCGCGUGUGUGUUUGCCGCCAUGCGCGCCGCCGUGUCCGCGCCGCGACUUGGCCGCGAAGCGACGUCCAUUUUGUUCGCCGCGUUUUUCUUGAAGUUUUAGCGAAGUUUUGAUCUAAUCAGUACUAAAAUCUAGUGCCGCGAUUUAGUUUUAAAGCAGUUCCUAGUUUAUACUAAACACAGCUGUUAGUUUUCAAAGUACGUUUUACGCGAGUUUUAACUCAUUGUUGUUCUAGAUGGCGUGACAUUAGCGAGUUCUUACGCAUCCCGGUUGCAUCCUAAAGGAUCCUCAAUGAGGUCAUCAAUCCCUACUUUUUUUCUCAUUGAAUGUGAAAUAGUGACCUAAAUGAACAUAAAAUUUCCAAAAAUGCCAAAACGCCGAGCCGAAGAGAGUCCGGAGGUCGGCAGACUGGUGGACUCGAGUCAGGCGGAUGACAGACGGAUGAUACAGCUGGUGCGCGAGCGCAGGCUUCUGUACGCCAGGAACAACAUGCCAGUGGCUUCGUAUUAUAGUCAAGUGAAGCAGCUGUGGCAAGAGGUGGCUGAUCAUAUGGGGUGGACUGUGGCCGACGUCCGCCGCAAGUGGUCCCACAUCCGCAACUCCUACUCCCGCCACCUGAGGAACGAGGUCAGCGGCGCCGUCACGGGCCGCGGCCGGAUGGUCUCCAGGUGGUACCUGGCAGACGAGCUGGACUUCCUUAGAGACCACAUGGCGACUGACGUGCGGCCAUCUCCCUGGGCCCCGACCUACCCUGACGCUGAGGGCAGCUCCAGCGAGCAAGUGGACAUCAAGCCCUUCAUGUCCAGCCCGUGGCUGGCCCUGGGCCACAAGUUCGAGGUCAAACCCGAGCCUAAUGAGGACUCCUCCUCCUCCCUAUCCUUCGGGCCUGACGACAACUGCUCAUACUUCCAGUUCUUCAAAGGAAUUUAUAAUGACUACCAAGAAUUACCUUUGAAAAAACGAAGACUCUUUAAAAGACAAUGUUUGAACUUACUCCAUGAGUUACUAGAUGAUGAAGAAGGUCCGCUGGUGAUUCCCGAGUGCGUUCAGAGUGAGGAUCCGGUGAACUUGUCGACGGGGGAUGAUGAGGACGACAGGGAGAAGAAGCCGUUUCUGCCUGAAGUUUCUAUCUUGCCCACGAAAUAGUUUAAACUUAGAACAGGGUGCCUAGCCAAGGUGGCAAUCGUUUACGCUACGACAAUUAAACGCUUUGUGUCUCUGUAUCACUCUUCCGUAUUAGUGCGACAGGGACAGUUGGGUUUCGUUCGCUACGGAGAUGAAAACGAUUGUCACGUUAGUUACAUGUUAUACCUGUUUUAAAAACGGUGAAGCACACAGCUCGAUAAGAGGGAUGCACGCUGAGACAUAAUAUUUAUUGAUCGCUUUAUGAGACCCUUUAUUAUAGAGACCGAUGCUAAAGAAGCAUCCGUCGGAGAUUAUCGACAGAGCGAAGCUGAGCUGCAUUCUUAUUAUUUAGUGCGAGCAUUUAUAUUGGCUUUCCUAUUGGUGGAUAUUUUUCUCAAGCUCAUUCAUUCAUCAUGUGAUAAAGAGCACUCAAGCGCAGUAGCGUUGAAAUCAGGUUUAACUCACUUUUGAUAUGUGAGCUUUGGACGUAUGUAUGGAGACUAGAGAGUGAUAUCAGACUUUGAAUUAAAUGUCUUCUUCUUAGUUUCAAGUUUCAAUCGAACUUUGAGCAGGCGGUAUUCUGUAACUUAGCAUCGUUCUGACGAAGUUGGACGAGACGAGAGUGCUGCUCGCGUCUAAUUGGCUGAACUUCGAUCGAUUAUUGACUUAACAUUCGUAAACCUCGCUGCGACGGCAAAACCAUUGUUCAAGACUUUUCACAAAUUGAGAAUUGUGAAUGUACUUAUAUUAUAGUGAAUGAAAGCGGUGUCUGUGAACUAUUAGUUUUAGCAGAGAGUUAUGCUACAGCGCUAAAGUCAAUAUUUUAAAACUAUGUAGGUAUUUCCAAAAAAAAGGACUUCAAUUGGAUUACAUUGUAUAUUUUGUGUCCGCGAUUAAAAGAUUCCUAAAGAUAGAGGAGAAAGUUAGGUACUGUAAAAAUGUAUUUUGUUACACACACUUUAAUUUCUUCUCAAUUGCAUGUUUACUCGUAUCAAGUUAAAUCAAUCGAUUAAUCGAGUACUUUUUGAGCUCUUUCUAACACAAUGUAGUUGUGUUCCGUCGAGGAGGUCCAUUUACUCCAUUUGCUAACAUAGUUUGUUAGAGACAAAAUCAGCUCUUUUGUAUAUUACUUGACAUUAUUGUGUUGUCAUCGGAAUUACGAAAGUACCUACUCCAAAUUGCAACUAAAUCAGAAUCCAGUAAGUAUUUCAAUUUGGAUUUAUGUUACACGAUUUGAAACAGAAGUGGGGCUAAGUAAAACUGUAAAAAUAUUGAAGAUUAAGCAUUUUAAAGGACCUGGUUUUUCGUUAUACUCAACACUCGACUAACACGACACAACACUAAUAUUAGAUGCUUAAAGUUAUUAAUGUAGGUAUGUAAGUACCUUUUUUUUAGCACUGUAGUAUACUCCAAUCUUCAGUUUAACGAACUGUAGAUAUAAAUAUAAGAGAGUUAAAUAUCUCAAGCACACUUCCUUGAGUCUUAAUUAGUCCAAUUAAAUUGUCUUCGUUUUGCGUUUCGUAUAAUUGUAUCUCAAAAUAAGUGGAAAACGUUUAAUUGCGAAAUACAAUACGUUGUUUUCA
This is a messenger RNA of Cydia fagiglandana, 2898 nucleotides long. RefSeq lists its product as uncharacterized. Bases 536 to 1336 code for a protein of 266 amino acids. NCBI's taxonomy places the organism in Eukaryota, Metazoa, Arthropoda, Insecta, Lepidoptera, Tortricidae. The record is from RefSeq and is a predicted model, not a curated record. The transcript has 4 exons.